AGGUAACGAUCCCAAAUCAAGAAGAUUUACUUACAAAGUUGAGUUUAAAAAAACACUUUGUAGUGCCAUGCCUUACGAAAAAUGGAUCACAGUUCAAUUGUGCGAUGUGCUUGGUACUAUUUGAUACACCCAAAUCCCUAAAUUGAGACAGGUGGCUCAUUAUAACUAUGCAGACUAAUCAUAAUUUGAUUGGGAUUUUUGCAAAGUCAGGAGAGAGGGAGAGUGAGAGUAGGGGGAAAUACCCUGUCUUGCCUGAUUGGCACCAACCAGGCGUUUCCACAGGAAGCAGUAAUUUGGCGCAUCCUGCCGCUCCGCAGUAUGACACAUGGUUCUCCCCUUCCCCAUCGGGUUGUCUCCUACACAUUGUAGUCCUGCAGAUACCUUCAACGCAUAUGUCACCCGUCGUGUAUGUUGUAGUCCAACCGUGUGGGAGCUCUAUUUGCAAACUGCAUGCAAAAUCCUGCACGUUGCACUUCGUAGUGGAUAGAUUGUGAGUUGGUCUAACUUGAGAGCCUGGUCCUGUCAACAUGGAAGGCUUGGACUUGUUCUGGCAGCAGAGGGAAGACCCCAUCUCGGUUGUAGACCCCUCGGCAGUCUUCGGAGAGCUCUUGUUCAACGCGGACAUUGCAAGAAACCGCUGUCCCCCGUUGGUGCAAGCCGUUUUCUACGGAGAUGCCGAUGAAGUCAGGGCCUUGCUCUACAAGAAAGAAGAUGUGAACAGCACGGAUAUAGAGAGACGUACACCGAUCCAUGCUGCCGCUUUCAGAGGAGAGGCUGAGAUUGUAGAUCUACUUGCAGAAUGCGGUGCAAGAGUGAAUACCAAAGACAGCAGAUGGCUGACUCCUCUCCAUAGGGCUGUGGCAUCCAAGAGUCAGACCACCGUACGCGUUCUCUUGAAGCACAAUGCAGACAUCAACGCUCGGGACAAGAACUGGCAGACCCCGCUUCAUGUUGCCGCUGCUAACAAUGCUGUGGACAUCGCCGGGAUGCUCAUACCACUCCUAUCAACGGUCAACGUGACUGACCGGGCUGGACGUACCAGUCUACACCACGCAGCCUUCAAUGGGCAUGUAGAUAUGGUGAAGCUGCUGGUGGCUAAAGGAGGAACCAUUAACGCUCAAGACAAGAAGGAGAGGAGACCUCUGCAUUGGGCAUCAUACAUGGGACACGUUGAUGUAGUGCAGCUGUUGAUUGAGAAUGAUGCAGACAUAGGAUGUCGAGACCGUAGUCUGUUCACACCCCUCCAUGCUGCCGCUGCUAGCGGCCAGGUCAGCGUGGUGAGGAUACUGCUAGAACACGGAGCUAAAGUUGAUAUGCCCAACGCUUGUGGUAACACCCCUCUUCAUAUAGCAAGCCUGAAUGGUAAUGAUCUGGUGCUGAGGGAGUUAAUACAACACAAUGCAAAUGUCAACAUACUCAACAACAAGGGCCAGACCCCACUGCACCUGGCUGCUGUGUCGCCACACGGAGGCAUGUGUCUGGAGUUCCUCAUCGGCCGAGGGGCAGAGGCUAACAUCCAAUGCAAAGAUGGGCGUACCCCCCUCCACAUGAUCGCCCUUCAGGGCCACUACCCCCGGGCAGAGAGCCUCAUAGAGAGAGUUGUCCAGCUUCUCUUAGAUGCUGGUGCUAUGAUCGACUGUGUGGAUAACCAGGGUAACACACCACUCCACCUUGCCGCCCAGCAUGGACACCAAGAACUACUGGUCACUUUGCUUGACCAUAGUGCUGACCCAACAAGACACGGUAUCCAUCGCAUGUUACCUCUCCAUCUAGCCGGUCUGAGUGGCUAUACAAUCUGUUGUAAGAAGCUCCUGGAAUCUGGUUGUGAUGUGAAUAGCCUAGAUGAAAAUGGCAGGACGCCUGCACACUGCGCGUCAUGUUCAGGGAACGUUGACUGUUUAGAUUUACUAAUCAGCCGUGGGGCGGACUUUGACGUCCAAGACAAGGAAGGCCGUACACCGCUCCACUACUCGGCAGGCAACGCCAAUCAUCAAUGUCUUCUCUCAUUGGUUGCCAUGGGGUCAAAGGUCAAUACCUCGGACAGCAGGAACUGCACUCCGCUCCACUAUGCAGCUGCUGCUGACAUGGAAGCAGAUUGUGUGGAGCAUCUCCUUCAUCACAAGGCAAACCCAACGUUACGAGAUGCGCACGGGUACAACGCACUUCAUUACGCAGCAGCGAGCGGACACAGUUUAGCAGCGGAAAAGCUGAGAGCUGUAGCUGCGAAUGAGCUUCUGGCCGCAAGUAGAUCAGGACCUCUUACCACACCUCUUCAUCUAGCUGCAUACAAUGGUCACGUAGAGGCCCUUCAGGUCCUGAUGCGCUCCAUCGUGAACCUUGACAUCCAGGAUGCCAACGGACGUACGGCCCUUGACCUGGCAGCCUUCAAGGGUCAUGCAGAGUGUGUAGAGUCGUUGGUCAUGCAGGCGGCUACCAUCCUAGUACACGAUUCGGUCUCCAAGAGGACACCCAUGCAUGCUGCAGCCUACAACGGCCAUGCGGAGUGUCUUCGGAUAUUACUGGAGAAUGCUGAGCAGGAAGGAGCCGUCGACAUCGUGGACGACCAGGGUAGGACGCCUCUCAUGGUUGCCGUUAGCAACGGUCACAUCGAUGCCACCAUGCUGCUCCUGGAUCACAGGGCUAGCCCAACCAUCCAAGACGUCAAUAAGAGGACAGCGUUACAUAGAGCGGCCGCUAACGGACACGAGGAAUGCUGUGAUGCACUCUUAGGGGUGUGUAACUCCACCAUCCGGGAUAUCAAUGGCCGAUCGGCUCUUCACAUGGCUGCAGCGUGUGGCCACGAGGGUAUCUUGGGUUCUCUCUUGCAGCUUGAACCCACGAACCACUUAGACAACAAGGGCUACACACCACUGCACUGGGCUUGCUAUAACGGGCACGAUAAUUGUGUUGAGCUGCUACUGGAGCAAGAUGCAAACAUGUUCUUUGAAGGGAAUUCAUUCUCCGCACUUCACUGUUCAGUAUUACGAGACAAUGAAGUAUGUGCUGAGAUGCUGAUAGAUGCCCUGGCUGAUGAAGUUGUCAACAUCCAAGAUUCUAAAGGAAGGACGCCACUUCAUGCUGCUGCCCUCAACGACCAAGUGGAGUGCAUGCAGCUCCUACUGAAGCAUGGAGGCCAGCCCAACAUUGUCGACAAGGGCGGCAAGACUUGCUUCAUGAUUGCUGCAGAGAGUGGUUCUGCUGGGACUAUAGAAUUACUGGUAACGGGACAAAUAGCUGACAUCUCUUUAUCAGAUGAGACAGGGAACUCAGCUCUUCACCUGGCUUGCCAACAAACACACGAAGGAUGCGCUUUGAUGAUCUUAGAAAAGAUAGAUGACGUCAGAGUCUUAGACAUGCCAAACGCUAAAGGAGAAACCCCGUUGCAUAUAGCUUCCGCUCAAGGUCUAGUCACAGUGGUCCAGGACCUUAUAACAAGAGGAGCCAGUCUUCUAACUGUAGACAAUCAAGGUUACACACCCGCUCUAAGCUGCGCAUCGUCUGACAAGGUGGCCGACUGCCUGGCUCUCAUCCUAGCUCACAUGAUGCCCUUCUCCCCGGGGAACUCCACCAUCAAUUCCUCUCGCAUCGCCCUCGCGCUCUCCGGCGAGCUCGGCCGCACCCGAACGUCCACCAGCCUCGACUUCAACGACGGCAACCGCAGCAGGACGGAGAGCAAUGCCGAUACGUCUGACUCGGAGACCUAUUGACUACUGAUGUAAAUGUUGAUGAUGUUGUAGGUUCUACGACACAUGCUCUGGCGACAAUUGCUACGUGGUCCACAUUUCUACUCUAAAAUAAGCUCUAAUUUCUACCUUAGACCAAACACUACCUAACAUUAACCCUAACCAAAAACCUAAAUGGAUAUUUAUACCCAAGUCACAUUUCUUUUAUGAAAUAAAUGCUUAAAACAAUUGUUGCCAGAAUAGAUUUAGUGUCACUAAUUAUAUCAUGUAUCUUUAAAUAUUUAACAAUUUAAUAAUUUAAUAUAAAAUAUCCAUUCAGCUAAUUUACUUUCUGAAAACCAAAAGAGGGUUUGCAAAGUUUUUUUGGUAGCUUUUGGACCUCUUUUGGUUACACUAUAUGAAAACCGAUUGCAACCCGAACCCAAGUCAUUUAUGUUUGAUGAAAUAAAGCACAGAGCAAUUGUCGCGAGAAUUUUUUUUGUGUCACCAUCUGAUUUAUAUUUAAAUGUUUUUCUAGAUAUCCAUGUAGCUAACUUAUUUUCUAAAAAAAAUAAACAGAGAGUUGAAAAUUUGGUUAUUUGAACUUUUAGGGGCUGCCUCUGAAUCUGUUAGAAAUUGUUGAACCUUUUUUUGCUUUAUAAUGAAGUAGACAUGAUAAUUAAUAUUUUAAUGUAUUGUAGCUUUAAUUCUUUGAGUAAAAGAAAAGGAUUAUUUUGCAGCUGUUAAAUACUUGAUUUUUAGAUUAUAAAAAUCACUCCUAAAUUUGCAGGAUGUGCUCAUUUCAUUUGGCAAUUAGCUUAUCUUAUCACACAGUAUAGAUAGAGAGAUGAACUAAGGUGGAAUGGCAUGGUAUAAGUGACCAAAGUUUAACAGUGAACAGAGGAUCACAUUUAAUAGGGAGAAAGGAAAUGAUGAAGCAGGGGAACCCUUCUUCUUUCUAAUUAGUACUAUUAUUUUGUGUGUUUGUAUACCCCUUGUAGUUGAGUUGGUGAAUAGUAAUGAACAUUCCACAUCUCCAGGGGAGUGUUUCACAAAGACUAAGAGCGACAUAAGAAAAAAAA
Strongylocentrotus purpuratus (purple sea urchin) is the source of this 4744-nucleotide messenger RNA. It is a transcript of the gene ankrd28, whose product is annotated as serine/threonine-protein phosphatase 6 regulatory ankyrin repeat subunit A. Gene Ontology annotation, molecular function: protein binding. Gene Ontology annotation, cellular component: ciliary inversin compartment; cytoplasm; nucleus. The record is from RefSeq and is a predicted model, not a curated record. The transcript has 26 exons. The coding region runs from base 528 to 3707 and encodes 1059 amino acids. Lineage: Eukaryota; Metazoa; Echinodermata; Echinoidea; Camarodonta; Strongylocentrotidae. Gene Ontology annotation, biological process: protein localization to ciliary inversin compartment.